AAUACCUUCCAAUUUGCCAUUUACUAUUUGCACCCAUUUAUGUAAAUUUUCCAAGCCCAACAUCGUUUGGAAAUAGAAAAAAACAGUAGGGUAAGCAAAAUCAAAGAGAGGCAUGUCGACCCUGAAAGAAAUCCUAACCCGCCGUCCAGUGGCGGCCACCAUCAGGCUGACUGUACCGGCUGGAGGAGCACGACCCGCACCCCCAGUAGGUCCAGCCCUGGGUCAGUAUCGACUUAAUCUAAUGGCCUUCUGCAAGGACUUCAACGCCCGAACCCAAAAGUACAAGCCCGACACCCCCAUGUCUGUCACUAUCACCGCCUUCAAAGACAACACCUUUGAGUUCACUGUCAAAUCUCCAUCCGUCACCUGGUACUUGAAGAAGGCAGCGGGUAUCGAGUCCGGAAGCAGCCGGCCUGGCCACGUGGUCGCCACCACUUUGUCCGUCAGACAUAUUUACGAGAUUGCCAAGAUUAAGCAAUCCGAUCCAUAUUGUCAGUACAUGUCCCUGGAGAGUAUUUGUAAGUCCAUUAUUGGGACUGCUAGUACCAUGGGGAUUAAGGUGGUGAAGGACUUGGAUUAGAUUCUUCAUUUACUCUUCAAUCUAAAAAAAAUGGUAAUGUUCUUCUUAGCUUUUGGAUUUGAUGCAUCUUAGCUGUUCGACAUAUUGUCUGUGUUGAAAAACCUUGAAACGUUUUUGUUGGACGAAUUUCUGCAACUUUCAAACAUUAUAUUAAUUCACUGCAUCACUUCUCAAUUGUUGUUUUCAAUAUCCAAAA
Gossypium arboreum is the source of this 776-nucleotide messenger RNA. Its product is annotated as 54S ribosomal protein L19, mitochondrial. The coding region runs from base 113 to 580 and encodes 155 amino acids. Gene Ontology annotation, cellular component: ribosome; large ribosomal subunit. Gene Ontology annotation, molecular function: structural constituent of ribosome; large ribosomal subunit rRNA binding. NCBI's taxonomy places the organism in Eukaryota, Viridiplantae, Streptophyta, Magnoliopsida, Malvales, Malvaceae. The transcript has a single exon. Gene Ontology annotation, biological process: translation. The record is from RefSeq and is a predicted model, not a curated record.